Messenger RNA from Leptidea sinapis, 2103 nucleotides. Its product is annotated as G kinase-anchoring protein 1-like. Bases 183 to 1190 code for a protein of 335 amino acids. The record is from RefSeq and is a predicted model, not a curated record. Gene Ontology annotation, biological process: signal transduction. Gene Ontology annotation, cellular component: Golgi apparatus. NCBI's taxonomy places the organism in Eukaryota, Metazoa, Arthropoda, Insecta, Lepidoptera, Pieridae. The transcript has 8 exons.
GGUUCUGUCAUCUGUGGCUGCCUGUGUCUAACACUAAACACAUCCGCAACAUCAACUCUAAAAUAAUUAUAAAUUCCUGAAGUUGAAAACAAAUAAUAUCUCAAAGAAAGUAUAUCUUGUUUUUCUUUGUUAUUUUCUCAAUUUCCUUUGCUAGCUAUCAACAUAUUGUACAAAUCCAUAAAAUGGCUGCUGUAAUUGUCCAAUCUCGUUUUGCCGGACUAAAAAUUGAGGAUGAUGAAAACGCCAACGAUAUGCAAAAACCCAGAAAGAAUAAAGUUAACACGUCUAAAAAAACCGAGCUACCUAAAAAAAAUAAAGUGGCCAGUAUCAACAACAAUAAAACUCAGGUGGUGCCCAAAAAACGUAAAGCAAAACCAAAUGCUGCCACAUCUGAACAGUGGGAAAUGUGGAAACAGAAAGAUGAAGAACUUGUUCAUGGCAGCUAUGAGUCAGAACUACAACAAGCUAUAAUUUUAUCUAAACUAGACUUUGAAGAGAAGAAGGAUGUUUAUAAGCAGCUAAAAAAAGUAGCAGAUACUGAGAAAAAGGCAGAACAGUCUGAGAAAAAGUGUGAAAAAAAUAAGAAAAGUAAAAAGAAAAAUGUAAUGAGCCUCGACCAGUUUAACGAAAUGGUUAACCCUGGUGAGGAGAAUAAAUCUAGCCAGGAGAAUGGGAAAGACCCUGAGGAGGAACAGUUACAACUACCUGGUAAAGACACAAAGUUCUUUGAAAGAGUACAGGAUGAUGUAAAAAAUGAAAUGCUAAAAGAUAAAAUUAUAGAAAGAGUGCGAAAUCAACCGGUACAUGAUGAAAUCAUAACAAAAGUACAGUAUAAAGAGGCUAUAGAAAGGAAAGAGAAAGAGAUAACUGAAUUAAGAGAAGAAGUCACAAGGCUGAAGGAUGAACUAUUUAAAGUAAAGACAAGAAAUCGGAAGUUGUGUAAUAUACUUGGACAGGGUGAAAUGAAGGACAAAGCAGAGGUAUUAGUGGAAGUUGAGAGAUUGAGGGCUGUCCAGGUUGAGUUGAAUACAGAGUUAGCAUCACUCCACUCGGAUCUUGAGAAGGAGAGAUCGAAGAAUGCUGACCCUAGGUCUAAAGAUAAGCGAUAUCCCAAUAGAAAGAAAAAUGUACGAUUUGAUGUUUCAUCAGAGGCGCUAUUACAGAAUGAAUCGAGUACCUCGACAGUAUAGAAACAACUGGAACUAAAUUAAAGAUAUCAAGCGAAAGAUACAAAAAAAAAAGAGGCACAAAUGGCGAUAAAGAUAAAUAGUAUUCUAUACCUAUUUAAAUAUUUAAUUUUUAUGUAAGAAUUGUUAAGAACUGUCGAUUUUGUUAUAUUUUUUAUUAUUUCUGGCGAUUGAUGGAUCUACAGCACGGCUGUUCAAAAUAACUGUCCGUGGCGGCCUUACUGUUUUCGUUUGAUUAAAUUCAAUACAAACUGAGCCAGGUGAUUUGGGAGAGUAAUACAGAACAAUACAUUUCUAUGCGAACUUACUGAACGCAGAGAAGUUAAAGAUUUUAUAGUUUCGCUUCAGUUGAUUUUGAAUUAUUUAUUUAUAAAUAAAUAAUACACGCUGUUAUCGUAUUGCUCGCCCAUUUAAUUUUUUACAGUAUAAAUAUAACUUUUUAAUGUUAUGUUGUUAGAAUGCAAAGUUUAAGAAUAUAAAAAAAAAUAUUAUGAAUGUAAAAAAAAAUCUAGAAUUCCCUUUUACAUGGGCAAGUUCGUCUAACUUGUAAAUAUUGUUCAAUGAGGGUCGUGUGAUGAACAGCAUUAUUUCGUUUUAGUCACUCAAGUUAACUGAACUAAAAUGAUGAUUCGAAUAUUGUAACCGAAUGUGACGUCUGAUUUUAUUUGAUCUCUUUAAUCAUUUAAUUUUUACGAAAGUAUUUAUUAAAUACAAAUUCUCUUAGUUUCUGUGAUAAACGACUCGAAAUUUAGUUUUAUUCAAUGCGAAAGUGAUCUAAAACUACAGUAUUAGAUGUUACGCUGUUUUAGAGAUACCUUCGUUGGUUGGCAUUGUGAACGCUUGUUUAUGGUAUGGUCGAGUUUAUUAUACUUUACCAGAUAGUCUCUAUUAAACUUUUUUUCACAUAAAAACUAUG